AAUCUAUCAAAAUCAUUCAUUGCGCUAUUUGGAGAAGAAGAAGUUUACAUUGAUUUUUCUACAAUCUGCCACAACAUUCAACAAUACUCUACAAUAUCUUAUCAUAUUCAAACACAAAAAUGGCUAAGGGUGCGCGCUCAAGUUCUAUCAAGGCAAAUAAUUCCGCCUUAAAAGCCAAAGUCUUUGGUCCGGUCGAGAAUGCACGAGCAGAGAGAUUGAAUGCGAAACUUAUGGAAUUGAUCUCACAACCAAAGCCAUCAGCGAAGACAGAAGAUGUGAGCAUGGAAGUAAAAGAGGGAAAGGACGAAGAGGCAUCUGCAAAAGACACCUCGAAAGCCACCGCCGCCGCUCAAGAGAAGCCAUCCGAAGAAAUGGAGGUAGAUGCCAUCAGCAAGGUUGGCUCCAAGUCAAAGAACCGCAUUUCGAAGAGAAGAGUUAGCAGUCGCAAAUCCCAGAUGACUUUCACUACCUACAAGAACGGCAAGAAAGUAGGAGGAGGCAGAAAGCAAAAGAUCUAUUGAGGUGCAUUGAGAUGCUGAAAGUCGAAAAUCAAUUAUAAUUUAUAGGCGCAUCGGACUAUUGGUUUUGGGGGGCAUGGAGUUCAUGGUGAGGGAUUAUACCAAGAAUUCGAAAGUUUCAACCUUUCCGCCGUCUCCAGUAUACAAAAGACCCUUCCCCUCACACAUGCAU
This is a messenger RNA of Botrytis byssoidea, 690 nucleotides long. RefSeq lists its product as uncharacterized. The record is from RefSeq and is a predicted model, not a curated record. Bases 120 to 521 code for a protein of 133 amino acids. Lineage: Eukaryota; Fungi; Ascomycota; Leotiomycetes; Helotiales; Sclerotiniaceae. The transcript has 4 exons. Gene Ontology annotation, cellular component: preribosome, large subunit precursor.